Molecule: messenger RNA, 1632 nt
Organism: Maudiozyma barnettii
Lineage: Eukaryota; Fungi; Ascomycota; Saccharomycetes; Saccharomycetales; Saccharomycetaceae
Gene: OPY2
Product: Opy2p
Exons: 1
Coding region: 1-1632 (543 amino acids)
Source: RefSeq, a predicted model, not a curated record
AUGAGUAACUCGACGAGUACAACCUCAUCAGAUGGAUGUGUUUUAUGUCCUACUACGCCUGCAUGUCCUACUUGUGCAGACGAUGAAUAUUGUGUCAUGACAUCAAUAACAUGUGAUAAAUGUCCGACCACGUACUGUUCACCUCGAUCAUCGAGUCAGUUCAGUUCUUUGAACAACUCAACUAGUACCACCAGUAGUAAUAAUAGUUCGGGUAAUGAUGGGGGUACCAGUCACGUAACAAAGAUCGUAGUUGGUAGUGUCAUUGGUGGUAUUGCUGCUUUAUUAAUAUUAGUUACUGCUUUAGUAUACCAAUGGUACUGGAAACCUCGUAGAAAGCAUAAUCAACUGCAAUUAAAGGAUGAUAUGAAUAUGUUUGGUGAUCAUAAUGGGAUCGAUGAUGAGCUUGAUGGUGAAUUCACUGAUGAAGAUGAUGACGAGUAUAGUGACGAAGAUGAGGGAAGCAGAAAUAAUAACGAACGUAUGAAAGGUGGAAGAGGCAUUGCCUUAGACGACGAAGCACUUGAUGAAUUGACAAGUUUAAACGAUUACGGUUACAAGAGGAACGCAAACGUAAGUGGCCAUAAUCAUCGUCAUAACCGUAAUCAUCAAUCUCCAUUGGGAGUUGAUGAUAUAGUUCAAUUAAGAGACUUAAGCAACCAUAGCAGUUCAAACAAUCUACAAAGAAAUGCGAUUAAGAACAAAACACCUUGGAUUCCCUCCUCCUUGGAACAUCAAGGCUCCCAAGAGUCUCUACGUAGAUCGAUGCUAAUACCAGGGAACCGUACUAGCACUACUUCUACUAUCAGGACGAAUGCAUCCAAUGUGCUACCUAUUGCGUAUAUUCCUGGUGUCACAAGUGCAGGUCAUGGUGGUACUAUUGGAAGUGGAAAUAGUAAUAAUAAUAAUAAUAAUAAUAAUAAUAAUAACAAUGGUAACUCAAGACGCACGCCUACAUCAUUAAAUAGUAGCAAUAGUGGAUUACAUCGUCUAAAUAAACCUUCUCGUCACCAACUUGACAGUGGUAGUAGUUUGAAUGUUGUUGGUGACACUGGAUCCCAUAUCACAUUAGGAUCAUCUAUCUUAGGUGGAUUAGAUGAAGAUUUCGAUGAUAUGAGUAUCAAUAUAGAAUCAACACCACAAUUUUCAAUACAACAGCAGCAACAGCAACAUAUUGGUGAAUCUGCUACAACGACGAUGGAAUCUGCUGAACAAGAUAAUACAUUAGAUGAAGAGAUUGGUGACGAUAUGGAGAGUGCAAUGGAUUCAAGUCUAGGAACAAUCAAGAUAGGAUUAGGUAAUAAUCUAAUGACUGCAAUCAAGGCCAAACCAAAAUUGAUCCAAAUUAAUGAAGAAGAAGAUAGUAACAAGGAUAUCAUUGAUCAUAAUGAUCAAUAUGAAUUACAUGAGUACACUAAUAAUAACCAUGAUGAAGAUGAAGAUGAAGUUGACGAUGAUAAUGGGAGUUUCCUAUUAGAUGUUGAAAUGCCUCCAUCCUUACGCAAUGAAAAAAACCCACCUCAUUCAUCUCUUGAUCCAAGUCAAAACAAAAUAUCAUCAGCGUCAGCAUCAAUAAAGAAUAAUGAAGACUUUAAAAGUCCUUUUGAUGAUGCCUUUGAGAUAGACUCUGAAUAA